AAGGAGGCGUUGUUUGCAGAUAUUGCCAUCCCUUUGCCAAAAGAGAAGCCUCUCUGCUAGCUUUGCCCCAAGUGGCAGCUGUCACCAGGCCACUUUUAAACCCCGGCAGGCUGGAAAAAGACCAGCUGGAGAAUGGAUCUGAGUUCAGGCAUUCAAAAGGUUUCAAUUAGCCAGCAACCAUCAGGAAGAGGUGUGCCUUGUUUAAGAUGCAGAGGAAUGUGCACUGGAUUUGAGCCACAUUCUUGGAGGAAAAUAUGCAAGUCAUGUAAAUGCAGCCAGGAAGAUCACAGCCUGAGUUCUGAUGCAGAGGAUGAUCGGAAAAUUGGCCGCCUGCUCUCUGAUUCAAAAUAUUCCUCACUCACUGCCCGGGUGAAAGGAGGUGAUGGAGUUCGCAUCUAUAAAAGGAACCGCAUGAUUAUCACUAAUCCUAUAGUUUCUCGGAAAGAUCCAACUUUUGAUACUGUUACGUAUGAAUGGGCUCCACCUGGAUUGACUCAGAAGUUGGCUACCCAGUAUAUGCGACUAAUUUCAAAAGAAAUGCAACCAGUGGCUGGCACAGAAGGUGCUUAUUAUCGUCGCAGGAGGUUGAUGAAACAACUUCCCAUAUAUGACCAGGAUCCUUCCUGCUGUCGGGGUCUUGCAGAGAGUGAAAUGAAGUUGAUGGAAGAUUUUGUGAAGAAAUAUAAAGAUGAUGCUCUUGGCGUUGGAGAAGUUGCACUACCAGGCCAAGGGGGGACCACCAAAGAUGAUGGAAAGCAACCUAACAAAAGCAUUCCUGUCCAGAAGGAAGCUGUUUCAACCAAUGGAACCCUGAGUGAUGUGCCUAAAAGACAAGAACUGCUCUGUGACCUCUGCAAGCAACAAUUACCCAUGGAAUGUCCUGUGGUUUAUGCAGAUAGAGCAGGCUACAAUUGCCAGUGGCACCCUGCCUGCUUUGUAUGUUCCAAAUGUUCUGAACCACUCGUUGACCUGAUUUACUUCUGGAACAAUGGGUCCAUCUGGUGUGGGCGCCAUUACUGUGAGACCAUAAGGCCACGCUGUGCUGCUUGUGAUGAGAUAAUAUUUUCUGAGGACUACCAGCAAGUUGAAGGCCUCACCUGGCACAAACAACACUUCACCUGCCUGGAGUGUGAGACCUCACUGUUUGGCAAACCGUUCAUCCUGGAUGGAGCUAACCUUCUGUGUGCAACUUGCAGUAAAAACAAGCAAGCUUGAACAGCAUGUAGUUUCAAAACCCAACUGAAUUGUUUUCUCAAAACAGAUUGGAAUCAAUGGGGUAGAAAUGGUGCAGUGGAAGAUUUAAGCAAAGAAAUUUACAUCAUUUGGAUGUAGACUACUUUGGCUAUUUACAAUAAAAUAAUUAUAAGAAACAAGAUGAAAGAUGUAACAUGGCAGUGAAUGCAUUAAAGUAAAAUUAAAGAGUGGAAUGUUUUAGCUUUUUCCAGAUAGACAUUAAUUAUAGCCAAACUUACUAGAAGCCAGGUCCUGUGAUGUUCAGUUCUUCCACAACAUGUUACCAAGCAGCUAAUCCAGCAUAUCCAGAAGCACUGAAAAUUCUUCAUUUUGCUGUCAUGUCCUUCUACUUUUCUUGUUAAAGUACUAAAUUGGUAAAUUAAACUAUGACACCUAGUAACACCAGCUCAGUUAGUGGCUUCAAAGAUUGAUUGACAAGGGUGAGAGUUGUAAUGACUCACUUUUCAGAAGUAAGUUAUCUUUGAUUAAUACAUCAUUGCAGUUUGAAUACAGGUUGCUAUCCUGUUUGAUGUGCUAGAGAACAUGAAGGCAGAAUGAUUGAAUGAAGCAGGAUAAAUACAAUAAACAUUUACUGCAAGUAAUGUUCAAAAUCUCUAGAUGCAGUUAUAGGCAAAACAUAGUGUGUGGGUGGAGUGUUAGUUUUAGGUUUUCUUGGGAUGGAUAAAUAGUUUGAAUGUAUGCAUUUUUUCUCUCUCCUAACUUAACUGUUUAAUUUCUGGCACCAAAUAGGUCUUAAGGUUGCAAUUUCAUACACUUUAAAAUCUCACCUGCACACCAGCAUCAAGCGAUGGAGAGUAAUCAAUAAGAGAUCAAACCAUAUUGAGUCUUGAUUCUCCAUAUUCUCCACUAUUUCAAUUUAGCACAUCCAGAAACAGGAGAAAGAAACAACCUAAGGUCAAGGGCCAGCAUAGAGUUUGUCUGCACUUGCUAGAAUAUUCCAGGCUGCCUACAGGUAACCACAGAUUCCCCACCUAUUUCAACUAGUGCACUAUAUUAGAGAUAUGGAGACCUUUAAGUCCAUCUGAUGUAUGUAUUUAUUUUAAUGUACGACAUCCUGCUUAGUAUUUGCGAUGAAGCUCUUGUCUCCUUAAAUCAGUGGUGGAAAUUGUGUGACCCUCCAAAUGUUGUUGGACUACAACUCCUCUCAGUAUCAGCCAACAUUUUGGUCUAACAACACCUAGAGCAAGAUGCGCUUCCCCCUAGCCUAAACUAUAGAAAAAUCAGUAAUAGUUAUAAGGAACAAUGUUAACUGCAUAAGAGGUGUAUCCAUGGCGUAACUAACAAGACAGCACUAACUGCCAUGCUAAAGAUACUUCAAAAAAAUAAGAGUCUAGUAAGUUCCUGGUGUUUUUUUUUUUUUCUACCAUUAGGAUAAGCAGUAAGGCUUGCAUUGUAUGUGUUGUAAAGGUGCUAUUUUAAUUAACACAAAAUGAGGUCUAUUUGUAGCAGAUAGCCUAUGACUACUUAAGGUGAGAGUAAAUAUUUCAUUACUUGGUCUCUGAACAAUAUUUGGUUUGAUCAGCUAACAACCAUAGGUGCCUUUUAUGAUAUAGUAGGAGCAAAAAUCAUUUGAGGCAAAGAACUGGAAAAUUGCAAUCCUGUGUUUGUUU
Messenger RNA from Sceloporus undulatus (fence lizard), 2864 nucleotides. It is a transcript of the gene LMCD1, whose product is annotated as LIM and cysteine rich domains 1. Gene Ontology annotation, molecular function: zinc ion binding. Bases 133 to 1215 code for a protein of 360 amino acids. The transcript is spliced from 6 exons. The record is from RefSeq and is a predicted model, not a curated record. Lineage: Eukaryota; Metazoa; Chordata; Lepidosauria; Squamata; Phrynosomatidae.